CGUGCAAAGGAGCCAGCGAGAGGAUUAACCAGAGAAGAAUAAAAUCAGAUUUUGAGAAUUUGAACCUCCACAAUGUUUACUCUUUCAAGAUUUUGUUCCAGCAAAGUUAUUUAUCUCUUGUGUUUCACUCUUCGCUGUCAAAGUCGUGCAAUGGACGGUGCAGUUUCCUGAUGAACACUACAACAAAAACCUCAUCAAACUUUCUCUUAACAAGACACAUUUAAAAAUUAAAAAAAUAAAACUGUCUCUAUCAAAUGCGUGGAAUUGAAGCGGGCGGAUCGGCGGAAUCUAAGGAGUCUAGCCCAGAAAGCAGAAGCACAGUUACCUUUAUAUCUGUGUUUAUGGCUUUGUUCAGGUAAUCUACUGGAUUACUAUGAAUUUAGGGUUACUAAAUAUUCUUUAAAUUAGACAUCACAGCUUGGAUUUGUUUGUUUAAUAAUUUUGGUUCCAUUUUAGUUUCAGUUUACUGGCAAAGUUAACUGUUACAAAGAUUGAUCUUUCUCUUUAAUAUCAUCCCAAGAACUUAAGCAUGUGCAUAUUGCUAAUUAAAUGUGUUUAAAUUCUUUGUACUGAAACCAGUAAUGGAGUUCAAAUUUGCAGAAUAAAAUAAGACAGAUCAGGUACUUUCAAUACGUGUACCUAUUUCAUUCCUCAGAAUACUAAUACUAAGGCUGGAGUCAACAUAGAUUUUUUUACAUUUUUUCUUUUCUGGUAGAUGUUUACAUGCCUUCUGAAUUCUGAUGCUUAGAAAGGUCAAUGAGAUUAGCCACUACUUACAUUAUGUCAUAUGUCCACAGGAGAUGAAGCUGUCAAAUUAAAAGAAUCAGUCACAGAAGAAGAUUCAAUCAUCAUCUAUAAUUUUUUUUUAAUAUAAUUAGAAAAUCUAUCCAUUUUUCAGAUUAAAUAAAUCAUAUCAAACAAAUAAAAAUUUGAAUUUAAUGGUGAGUUUCAGGCUUUCUCCAAUGUGCAACAGUAAUAUGUGACAAUGGUUUGAGAACAAGUCAGUACAAUGGGAAGAAGGCACAAUGAACAGUGUUCCACUGUUCCUAAUCAAUUGAUUAGUUCUGUCAUUAGUCAUAUAUGAGUUGAAGGCAGGUGAAACAGUUAGAUUUGUAGCAGAGAAACCUUAUUAGGUUUCUUCCAUCUAGGACAACUGACAAGGAACGAGUUUGGCGGUUAAUGUGUCGGAAACAAUGUCAAGAGUCAUCUCAUCUCCCACGAUGUGGCCGUCCUUUUGCCUGUGCUAUUCAUUUAUUUAUUUUGCCAACAGAAUAGCGUCUGCUUAUUUUAUUCAAGAACCCUUCCCACGUUCUUUCAAUUUCAAAGCUGCACACACAAGUACCUUCUGUACGCUUGCUCUCAUUCUAAUUCUCCUCUCUUUCUCUACUUAGAGAUUUAAUUAAUUCAUUACUUACCUCUUAAUUAUUGUUGUUAGACCCAUUUUAUCAUUUUAAUUGUACUUUUAGCCACUCUAAUCACCUGUUUGAAGGCCAUUGAAAGAAACUGAUGUAUUUUAAUAUAUCUGUGCAUGAACUUGGCCCCUUCUGAGUUGUACUUUGCCUGGUAUUGUCCCCACAUUGGACUCCUGAGGUUUAGUUACAAAGAAUUGGGACCAGCACCAGUUAAUCAUUAGCUAUAAAAAAUUCAAUUAAGUAAUGUAAGUCAAUCCUUACUAACAUUCUCUUGAGGACUUGAGUAUAUAUAUGUCUUGCAGUUUUUGCUUAUCUCAAGCACAAUUAAGCUUCUAUCAGCAGUUGCAAGACACAGGCUUCUAACUCUUCAAGUUAACAAGAAAGAUGGAGCCUAUUGGAGUUUUUGCUGAUGGCGAAUGGGAAUCCCUUGGCAAAAUGUUCUCCAGUGAAGAGUUUGAUUUCCUUACAUAUCCUCUCCAGCAUGAUGAGGGGUUGCAUUUUAGAACCCCUUCUUCGGCCUUUUGCCACACUUCUGAAGUUGAUCCAAGUAUGGUGGAGAUCAAUGAGAGUAAUUUAUUUUAUUCUCCAAAUACUCUCUAUUCUAAUGUGAACAAUCUUUCUCAAGAUAGUAGUUAUGGUAGCAAUUGUAGUAGUAGUGUGUUCAUCCCCACGCCGACUCUGGAAACGGCUUACAUCUUUAGUGAUUCUAACCAUAUUUUAAAGACAAAUGAUGUGUCAAUCUCCAUAGAUGAGAAGAAAGUUGACUGGAAUGCCCUGGAAAGUGGCUCUAUCAAUGAAGGUAUCAAUGGCGACAAAUUUGGAAAUUCAGAGAAUGGCCAACCCGCAGCUGGGGUUCUUCUUCCCACAGAAUUGCAGCUUAAAAGGAAGUUCGAUGUUCCAGCUUCCCACACAGGAGGAGAAGGAAAAAUCAAUGUUAAUGCAUCUGAGAACAUGAAGAAAAGGCCCCGUGUAUCAAGAGAUGUACAAAGAACUAAGAGGAAUGUACCGUCAAAGAGGAAUGAUGGAGAAGAGAGCAACGGUGGAUCAGAUGGUCAAAGCUCCACCAGCUCCAGCUCUGAGGAUGACAAUGGUUCUCAGGAGACUAAUGGAGGAGCAACAUCAGAGUCCAAAGCAUCUCUAGCUCUCAACUUGAAUGGAAAGGCAAGAGCUAGCAGAGGAACAGCAACUGACCCCCAGAGCCUUUAUGCAAGGAAAAGAAGAGAGAGAAUAAAUGAGCGAUUGAAGAUUUUGCAGAAUCUUGUCCCUAACGGGACAAAGGUUGAUAUUAGCACAAUGCUUGAAGAGGCAGUCCAUUAUGUUAAGUUUCUGCAGCUCCAGAUCAAGCUUCUAAGCUCUGAUGAUCUGUGGAUGUAUGCCCCCCUUGCUUACAACGGAUUCGAUAUCUGUCUCAACCAGAGGAUUACUCCCCUACAAUGAUAUUUGGAUGGAGCUGCUGAAUCUUCUGCAAGAUUAUUUCAUUCAAACAAAUUUUAAAAAAUAAUAAAUAUAUAUAUUUAUACUUAUUUAUGUAUCUGCUAACUUGUAUCAA
Mangifera indica (mango) is the source of this 2961-nucleotide messenger RNA. RefSeq names its product transcription factor RSL2-like. Gene Ontology annotation, cellular component: nucleus. Gene Ontology annotation, molecular function: RNA polymerase II cis-regulatory region sequence-specific DNA binding; DNA-binding transcription factor activity, RNA polymerase II-specific; protein dimerization activity. The transcript has 4 exons. The record is from RefSeq and is a predicted model, not a curated record. The coding region runs from base 1797 to 2849 and encodes 350 amino acids. Gene Ontology annotation, biological process: regulation of transcription by RNA polymerase II. NCBI's taxonomy places the organism in Eukaryota, Viridiplantae, Streptophyta, Magnoliopsida, Sapindales, Anacardiaceae.